AUGCAGCUGCAACUUGCCCACCAAGAUAAGCAGAGGGUGCCGUCUUUUUUUUUCAUUCUCCACCACUCGAUAUUUAACGUACGAAAUUUCCAUCUUUUUUGCAAGAUAUUCUCCUGCCCACCCCCUUCACUUAACACAAUCAUAAUGUCCUCUGAGAAUCCACUUCAAGUCAUAGACGUUUCAAAGGCGGAUCAGGCCACUGCUGAUGAGCUUCUCAAAGCAGCUAUGGGUCAGGGUUUUCUGAUGAUUGAGGGACAUGAUUUCACCCAGCAGGAAGUGGAUGAAUUGUUUGUUCUAUCCAAAAACUACUUCGAAGCUCCAUUCGAAGAGAAGAUGAAGUACAAGAUUUCUGAAAACAACCACGGUUAUACUGCGUUUGGUGCUGAGAAUCUGGAUGAAGAGCACCCUGAUAAGCCAAAGGGUGACCCCAAGGAGGGAUUCAAUUUUGCCUGUUUGAAUCUUGCCAAAGGAGAAACCGAGGAAAAAGUUCCUCCUUUGUUUCUAGAAGAGGCCAAUGCUGCUAAGGUGAAGAGUGCAAUUCUCAAGUUCAAGAAAUCCGUAGAUAAGAUUUUGGUGCUGCUCGCCAUGGGCUUGAAGGUGGACCAGGCCAAUGGAGGUGCUGAUUAUUUCUUAAAGAGACAUGCUGGUAACAAAGAAAGUGGUUCAGCCUUUAGAUUUCUGCAUUAUCCGAAUCCCAAGUCACUAAACCCAGAAGAGGUGAUCAGGGCUGGCGCACAUACGGAUUACGGUGGAGUUACCCUUCUGUUCCAAAGAGAAGGUGAAGGUGGGCUUGAAAUUCAUUCGCCAAUUACCAAAACAUGGACCCCUGUGCCUUUUGUCGGUGCGUCGCCGAAGUUCAAGAAUGCCGGAUCUGCUCCUCCUCUGGUGGUAAACAUCGCAGAUCAGCUUAGUUUCUGGACCAAUGGUAUCUUGAAGUCUACUAUUCACAGGGUCAAGUUCCCUAAAGAGGCUCAACUCUCGGGCAAGAGCAGAUACUCAAUUGUGUUUUUCUCCCAUCCUAACGAUGACACAUUACUUGAACCAGUUCCCAGUGAGAUUGUCAAGCAAGUGAAAGGUCGCGGAGCAGGAUAUGAUCUAGAGAAGUUUGGCAAGUCGCUUACUGCUGGUGAACAUCUGUUGAAGAGACUGGCAGCGACAUACACUUAUUGA
This is a messenger RNA of Kuraishia capsulata CBS 1993, 1170 nucleotides long. RefSeq lists its product as uncharacterized. The record is from RefSeq and is a predicted model, not a curated record. NCBI's taxonomy places the organism in Eukaryota, Fungi, Ascomycota, Pichiomycetes, Pichiales, Pichiaceae. The coding region runs from base 1 to 1170 and encodes 389 amino acids. Gene Ontology annotation, molecular function: dioxygenase activity. The transcript has a single exon.